Dermatophagoides farinae (American house dust mite) is the source of this 4122-nucleotide messenger RNA. The record is from RefSeq and is a predicted model, not a curated record. Lineage: Eukaryota; Metazoa; Arthropoda; Arachnida; Sarcoptiformes; Pyroglyphidae.
UACAACAACAACCAAUCUCUUAUCAACAAUCGUGAUGAUCAUGAUGAUGAUGAUGAUGAUAUAGUGAAAUCUAAUUCACAUUCUAUAGAAUCCAUAGAAUAUUUCGUGAUCCAUUCAUUCAUUCAUUUUGUGUGUUUUUGGUCACACCGUUGACGCCCUUGAAUUAUAUAUUGUUGUAUAUCAAGCUCCAUAACAUAUAUAUCCUGUCUAAUGCGUUAGUGUGUUUUUUUUAUUGUUUCGACGAUGACAAAAAAAAAAUAAUAUGAUUGCAAUUCUUCAUUAAUCGAACGCUGUGAAGCAAAAAAAAAAAAAAAUUCUUCUCUACGUCAUUUAAUUUUGUGAUCGAAUUUUCUUCAAUUCAGCGCUUUCGUCUUAUUUUUUUUCGAACCAAAAGAUUAUUAAUCAUAAAUUGCUGCCUACAAUAAUUGAUUCGAUUCUUGUGUUUGUGUGUGUGUUUUUCAAGGUCGAUUGACGCCCAAUAUUCUAAACUCGAAAUUUUUUUUUUUGUUGUUGUUGUUGAUUAUUAUUUUGUUGCAAAAUAUUGUGAUCAUUGUGUAUGUGUGUUUGUUGGUAGAAAAUUUUUGAGAAUUUAUUGAUGUAAAUGAUUUAACAACAACAACAACAACGAUGGAAUUCAUACAAGAUCUAUAUCGAAAAGUAUUUGGUGAUUUUUUCAUACAAUUCGAUACUGAAUAUGAUCUAAAUUAUACAUGUAAUGUAUUUCUAUCGAAAAAUAUGACAUUGAUUGAAAUUGAUCGUGGCUGGGAAGGUAUACCUGAAUCAUUGGUCAUACAAUUGAUACUUUGUCUGUUUUUAAUAUUACCAUUUGUGAUAUUUCGUUAUUUGGCACGUUAUCAUUCAUAUGAAGUUAAAAAUAAUAAUCGUACCAACUGGGUACAAUUUAUCUAUGGAAAUCGUGAUAUUAAAAAGAAAACAAUUGUACAUGCAAAUAAAAAUUUUCAAUCAAUUGAAAGUUAUUUUAAACAACAAAAUAUAUCACCAAAUAUAUUACCAUUUCAUUUAAGUUUAUGUAAAAAUCAACGUUGUAAUAAUAAAUCAUCAACAUCAUCAUCACCAUCGAUAACAACAAUUUUAGCACAAAAUUCUCAAAUUGAUAAUCAUUCAUCAUCAUCAUCAUCAUCAACAUCGACAUCGACAACAUCAACGGUAACAACAACAACAACAAUAAUCGAUGAUGAUAGAAAACAUCGAAAAACCAAUAGUAAUGGUGAUGGUGCUAAUAUAUUUGCAUCGAAUGCUACCGCUGAUCUAAGUGGUUCAAAAUCAAAUCUAGUACCAACAACAGAAUCAACAUUUCCAGUGGAAAGAAAUUCUGUGGUCAUACAAAAUGCCAUUAUUAAUUUAACUAAUAAUCCUGUUAAUUAUAUUCAACGUAUAUUUACACAUUUAUUGAAUAUAACGGAUGACGAUAUAUUGGCCAAUAAAGGCCAUGAUGCCUAUCAAUAUCUAUUAUUUCAACGUUAUAUUAUCAUAUUUUUAUUCAUUUUAUCAUUUGUUACAAUUGUCAUAAUACUUCCUAUUAAUGUACAAGGAAAUAAUGAGGGAAAAGCAUUUGCUCGUACAUCGAUCAGUAAUGUACCACAUGAUUCGAAUCUAUAUUGGGCACAUGCAAUUUGUUCAACAUUUAUCAUCAUUGUUGGUGUUUUUCUUAUGAAUCGUUUUUCCAGUGAAUUAAAAACCGAUGAUGAUCUUAUGUUUUGUAAAACAUUAUUGAUUCGACAUAUUCCAAUACUUGAUAAUCUUGUGGAAAAAUUACAAAAUUAUUUUGUUGAAAAAUUUCCCGAUGUACAAAUUAGUGGUAUACAAUUGAUUGCCGAUGUACGACAAUUGGAUUAUCUUGAACAAUCAUAUACAAACGCUGUGAAUGCAUUGAAAUAUUGUGAAGAAAUUAAUAAUGAAUUACAACAACAACAACAACAACAACAGCAGCAGCAGCAAGAAAAUUCGAAUAUUGUUCAACAACAACAAGAUAAUAUUGUCGUUAUUGUUGAUAAUAGCAAUAAUGAUAAUCGUUUUAUGAUUCACCCCAUCAAUUGUAAUCGACUUUUUGGCUGCUGUCUUUGUUGUUGCUGUAGAAAUAACGAUGUUGAUGCAGCAGAAUUUUAUCAUAAUGAAAAACAAGAUCUAGAAUUGGAAAUUUACAAUGAAUUGCAAAAUAUUCCAACACAAUCAGUACGAUCAGCAUUCAUUACAUUUCAUACAGAAUUAAUGGCAAUGAAUGUGUAUAAAUACAUAAAAAACAAACAAAAACAUUCCUGCGCCAAUUGUCUAUUGUGUGGUAUUUGUUUUAAUUUUCAAAAUGAAUUUGAUCUAGCCAAAUGUAUGGUUAGCCAUGCACCAUUUCCCGAUGAUGUUAAUUGGCGUGAUAUUGCAUUUGAUAUGAAUUUAUUAUGGUUAAGAAAAAUGAUCAUAUCAUUCAUAUUGUUCAUCAUAUUCUUUUUUCUAUCUACACCGGCUUUUCUAUUGAAAAUUUUCGAUCUAAUUGCAACAAAAGAAUUGAUUAAAAAAGGAAUACUUAAACCGAAUUCAAUUAUUACGGAUUUUAUGAGUCCAUUUCUAUUGAUGUUGUUGGCCGUCAUUUUGCCAUCGAUUGUUACCUAUGCUUGUCAAAUGAUUCCAUAUAAAACAAUUUCGGAUCUAAAUCAUGCCGUCAUGUCAAAAGUAUAUGCUUUUCUAGUCAUGAUGAUUAUUGUAUUGCCAUCGACCGGAUUUCUCAGUAUAAAUGCAAUGUUGGGCGCUGUACUUGCAUCGAAUACUGAUCAACAUAAAUUUCGUUGGCAUUGUUUAUUUCCUGUGGAUAAUGGUGCAUUUUUUGUUAUCUAUACAUUACAAGCAGCAAUACUUGGUAAUGUGGCAGAAAUUUUACGAAUACCUGAAUUAGUAUUAUAUUUGGUUUAUACAUUAUUUUUACGUUCACCUGCUGAAUAUCAAAAAGCACGUAAAUGGGUUACAUUUGAUUUUCCAUUCGGUGUUAGUUAUCCAAGAUUUUUACUUAUAUUCACAAUGACUGUUAUAUAUAGUUUUGCAUGUCCAUUAAUUGCACCAUGUGGAUUGUUGUAUAUGAUUGGAAAACAUAUUGUCGAUCGUUAUAAUAUCUAUCAUGUUUAUCAACCGACAAAAAUUAAUCGCCGUAUACAUUCAAGUGCCAUAAUGUAUGUACUAAUUGGCCUCAUAUUGAUGCAAUUUCAAUUAUUCACCGUAAUGAUUAUUAAAACACAAUACUCACGUAUUACAUUAUUUGUAUUGAUAAUAUUGAUCAUCACAUUAUUGGCAUUCACUUUUUUCGGUUUUCAUCAUUGGUUUCGUAAUCUAAUUACAUCACGUAUUAACAAUCGUAAUUUUAAACAUAAAAGAGAUUUUUGUGUUUGUUCCUAUACACCGCCAGUAUUAUAUCAUUUAUUGGAUGAUGGAUUAUUUCAGCAACAACAACAACAACAACAACAACAACAACAACAAAGACAAUAACAACAGCAACAAUCAUCAUAACCACCACCAACCCCAUCAUUACAAUGAUAACGAUGACUAGUCUAUUUACUAAUCCUUAAUUUUUAUCAUUACCACUUUUACAUGUGAUAGAUGAGAACUUUUUGAAAAUUUGAAACAAAAUCGACUGUGACAAAAAAAAAUUCCAUAAAUCUUCUAUACAUACAAGUCUAUGUCGCUUACGUUUGUCGGUAACUACAACUUUUACACUCGCCAAGUGCUUGCACUGUGUAUUAACUUGGCAUUUGAUGCGGGGAAGAUCAGCCUGUUCCGGGCUUGUAAUAAAUCAAAUUGGAAAAGAAAAAAAAAUACACAAUUCAUUCGAACUGAAAAUUCUCAUUCUCAUAUAAAUAAUAUAUUAUUUCGUGCAUAAUAAUCAAAAAAAAAACCGUUUGUGUAUGGCCCCGAUGUGUUUUAUUUAUUUCUCUAAUUGUGUGUUGCAAGAUCAAUUUCGAAAUUCGAAUUCAUCAUAUUUUUUCCAAUUGAUGUAUAUGUUAAUUCGAAUAUAUAUAGUGUAGAAUUUUAUUAUUCGAAAGUUCGAAUUUUAAAUUUUAAAUGUUGUGAUUUUUUGUUUUGUUUUUGUUGAAAUAAAACUAUUCGAUCGAUAUUCGACUAUUA